This is a messenger RNA of Daphnia magna, 1223 nucleotides long. RefSeq lists its product as uncharacterized. The transcript is spliced from 6 exons. NCBI's taxonomy places the organism in Eukaryota, Metazoa, Arthropoda, Branchiopoda, Diplostraca, Daphniidae. Bases 150 to 1064 code for a protein of 304 amino acids. The record is from RefSeq and is a predicted model, not a curated record.
AUACAUAUUCUGGCCAUGUAAUGACUGUGAAAAUAUGUUGGAGCAGUCGAAUCUAUCCGUGAAGAAGCUUUGGGCGUUUCUAGGUCUAUGUACAUAUUGUUAAACAAAAAUUUUUCUCUCUAAAAACUAAUACGAAUUAGGUUUUCAAAAUGGGCAUUCUAGUUAAAAAUAAAUUUCUUGUUAAAAGAGGCAUGUUCAUAUUAGCAGGCGUGUUCAGUGCCCUCGGUAUAAUAUUUAGCAGUAUUGCGAUGGGAACUGAUUACUGGAUCGUCUCUGAAGGCAGCCAAAAUACAAGUGGAUCAGGAUCGACAGACUUAUCUUUUGAAAGUAAUAUAAAAAUUAAUUACGGACUUUUUAAUGGUCGAAAAACAACGAAAGGACAGCUGGAUCUUGCCCCAGUUCCCUAUAGUUUGACAGUUUUUUGUCCUGGUGGGGAGGGUGUUUGUCUAGUAAGCUGUGGAACAACAGAGGUUGAACAAAAACAGGAAUUUGAUUAUCUGAGGUUCGGUGAAACGGCAUACAGAUGCCAGAGAACUACAAAAGUGUUAAAGACAAGCAGAUCCCGUCUUGUGCAACUGGCAAGCGACAUUUCUGUUAAAGAAACCGCUCGCUCGGUACCUGUAAGAGGAAACGAUCAAUUCAUGGACUACGGGCUGUGGGUCACCACCCUGAUAUUCUUAUCGCUCAUGCUUUCCUUCCAAGUAAUUUCAGCCGGUUUAUGCUUCUUUAACACGGUAACCAUCCCCAUCGAGAUGUUGGUAGGACCAAUGGGCAUUUAUUUAGCCAACGGUGUUGUAGGUUUGACUGGGUUGAUCACUUUGUCUCUAUGGGGAGAUCUGUUUUCCUCGAAACUUUCGUCGGAAUUGGCUAUCCAGGAGACGAUAUUAGAUAUCUAUCUCAUGAGCUCAUCUAAUCUUGGUUAUUCGUAUUGGUUUGUACUUUGCUCUCUGAUAUUUGCUAUCGCUUCUUCCGUCUGCAUUCGGUUCCGUAACUCUCUAAGAAAGUUCAGCAACCAGAACGUCGUCGGUGUUGAAAGCUCAACUCCCGGCGGCAUGUUAUACUAAAUAGUUGUGCAGUUCUUAUUAACACAACUUUACACAACCACUUUUAAUUUUCUCGUCACUAAGCACAAUUUCUUAUCACCAUCACUAAUCACACUUUUCUGAAUAAAAUGAUUUUGUUGUCGAAAUUUAAUAACAAUAAACCGACAUGCAUUUCCAAAA